AUGGCCCGAAGGCGAAAAUCUAUGUCGCCCAAGUCACCAACGAGCGCCGAGUCCAUCCACGAGACGCGGACCAAAUUGUUGAGGCAGGCCAUUGAGUACGCAAUUGAGUCCUGGAAUGUUGACAUCAUCGUCCUGCCCUUUGGGUUCGCGUCGGUCAAUCGUAAGAUGAUGAAGCCCCUGGCCGAGACUCGGAAAAUGAACAAGCCAACGAUUGUCAUUGCUGCUGCUACAACUAACGGGUUCAACUCAGUCAGAGGAUACCCGGCCACCAGUCCCCACGUCAUUGCAAUACAUGCGGUUGAUGGCCAGGGGAGACAUUGCGGUCUUGCUCCGUCCCCGAAAGCUGGCGACUACAACUUCUCUGUGGUCGGCGCCGGGUUAAAAGCCCCUUGGACUAAUAAAGAGACAGAAAAGAGCCUUGAAAAUGGUAACACGUAUACGGCAGGAAUUGUAGCGGGCAUUGCAGCUUCUUUCCUCCACUUUUUGAGGAUAUCACUCAUCCAGGACGAUCCCAGACUCAGUCUGAGCCCUGAGGACCACAGGUGGCUUCGAUCCACAGACGGCAUGCGAGAGAUGCUGCAUUUGAUGUCGACUCCGAUUGAUGGAUACAGCUUUCUGACGCCAUGGGCAGUAUUUGGCAAGAAGAGCGAGCCAAAAGAUAUCUUAGAGAUAAUCAAGAUGACAGUUGAUAAAAGACGAGGGAGGGAGGUACGGAUGCCAAAACCCAGCGCCGAGAGCAGUCGCAGCUCGUCAUGUGACUGA
Colletotrichum aenigma is the source of this 762-nucleotide messenger RNA. RefSeq lists its product as uncharacterized. Gene Ontology annotation, biological process: proteolysis. The coding region runs from base 1 to 762 and encodes 253 amino acids. Lineage: Eukaryota; Fungi; Ascomycota; Sordariomycetes; Glomerellales; Glomerellaceae. The transcript is spliced from 2 exons. The record is from RefSeq and is a predicted model, not a curated record. Gene Ontology annotation, molecular function: serine-type endopeptidase activity.